Messenger RNA from Paramecium tetraurelia, 240 nucleotides. RefSeq lists its product as uncharacterized. The transcript is spliced from 3 exons. The record is from RefSeq and is a predicted model, not a curated record. NCBI's taxonomy places the organism in Eukaryota, Ciliophora, Oligohymenophorea, Peniculida, Parameciidae.
AUGAGUGAAACCAAAUCGAAGGACAGCUAUCAGAAGUAGAAUCUGAUCAUCAUUGGAUAACACUAUGUAUUAAAAACCUGCAUUUACAGAGGCAAAAAACAUAACUGGUAUUUGGCCAUCAACCAAGCAUAGCCAGGUAAUUACUUCAUCGUCAGAUUGUUCAUUUACCUGAUAGGCAAACACAAACAUAGACAGUUUACAAGAGGAAGAAAAACUCCUGAAAAAGCUGGCUAAUGGUGA